This is a messenger RNA of Plutella xylostella (diamondback moth), 1246 nucleotides long. NCBI's taxonomy places the organism in Eukaryota, Metazoa, Arthropoda, Insecta, Lepidoptera, Plutellidae. The record is from RefSeq and is a predicted model, not a curated record.
CGAGCGAGCGGGCGCGAGCAUCGACCGCGCGUCACGCUCUCAAACGAGCGCGCCCGAAGCCGACCGAACAUUCCCGAACGUUCGCCCCCCGCGCCAGUCCCGCCCGCGCGCCCACCGACCGCGCACGUCGAAGCGAAUUCUCGCUCGUUCGAGAAUAUUCCACGCGCGGCACACUUCCAACCGGUAUCAACAGCGCUAUUUCGUGUCGCCCUAGUACUCUCAUGUGGAAGCGGUAACAUUUCCAACCGACAGUGCUACUUCAUGUCGCCCUAGUACUCCCAUGUGGAAACGCAAGAUGGAGUGGACGAACAAGCAAGUGGUGCGCUUGGUGCGAGAGUACGAGCGGCACCCGGAGGUGUGGGACUCCACGCACGAGCUGUUCCGAGUGUUCACGGCGAAGCACGAGGCGUGGGAGGACAUGGCCAAGAAGUUCAACUGCGAGGUUAUAGACUUGAAGAAGAAGAUGAACUCGGUGCUCGCCUCGCACCGUCGCGAGCGGUGCCGCGUGCGCGCCGGCCGGCCCUCCUGCUGGUUCCUGUACGACGCGCUGAGCUUCCUGCCGCACCACCUGGGCAACCUGGUGCCACGGCAGGCCAAGGGGGGGUCGGAGAAUGAGGAUGAUGGCAGUGUGCAGGGUUAUCAGGACAACCAAGAAGACGAUGAAGAGCAGACGGAAUACCUGGACAUACCCGCAGAUGACAUGCACGAGGAAGUCAUCAUCAAACAAGAAGACCAGCCCAAAAAGAGAACAGUUUAUACCACAUCAGUCGGACGAAUCAAACCGGAAUACAAUCAACGACUUAGACUUAUGAGGAAUAUAAAACGAAAAAACACGGCCGCACCGUCCCAAGGGUCUUUAGCCGCUGCCAACUCUACCACAGAUUUAAUUAGAAUCCUGAAAAGAUCGGAACUAUUAAAGAAGAAAGAUGAGUGCGAUAGUUUUGGAGAAUACAUAGCAAAUUCAUUGAGAAAACAUGGCGAGCGGACGAGAUCCAUGAUAAAGCAUGCCAUCAAUAACAUCAUAUUCGAACAAGAGAUGAAGAAGUAUUCGGGCCAGUACGAUGUGUCGAUAGUCAGCGGUGACGAUGAUGAAAAUCCACUCAUUCUGUCGAAUCAAAUGAGUGAUAACUGAUUUAUGUGAUGAUUUGGUUCGUGAAGUUAUAAAUUUAUUAAUAAUAGGAUUAGAAUAAUUAUUUAAGACUUAUUAGCGUUAAUAAUACAAACUGAUUAAAUUGUAAUGACUUUA